GACUUGUAUGGACGCGCGCAUCGACCCAACUUCAGCUUUCGGCAUCCCUCUCGGCGCCGCCCAUGUAAUUCGCAACGCCGGAGCUUCUGCUCGCGACGCUUUCCGCUCAAUCGUCAUCUCGCAACAGCUUCUCGGAACCACCGAAGUGUUAGUCGUCAAACAUACGGGCUGUGGCAUGCUCACUUUCGACAACGAGACCGCAAAAGGACUCGUUAAGAAGAACAAGGGCGACGCUGCAGCGAAAGAAGUUGAAAAUAUCGAUUUUCUUACGUUUUCAGAUCUUGAGGGGGAAGUCAAGAAGGACGUGCAGUGGCUGCAGGGCAGGGCGGUCGAGAAAGAUAUCCAAUUUACAGGUUGGGUGUACGAGGUGGAGACUGGCAUAGCGAGGAAGGUUGUGUAGAGAUAGUCCUCAUCUCAGAGUUUGUUGAUA
Molecule: messenger RNA, 430 nt
Organism: Dothidotthia symphoricarpi CBS 119687
Lineage: Eukaryota; Fungi; Ascomycota; Dothideomycetes; Pleosporales; Dothidotthiaceae
Product: carbonic anhydrase
Exons: 1
Coding region: 8-400 (130 amino acids)
Molecular function (GO): zinc ion binding; carbonate dehydratase activity
Source: RefSeq, a predicted model, not a curated record